Cadophora gregata is the source of this 1131-nucleotide messenger RNA. RefSeq lists its product as uncharacterized. The transcript has 2 exons. The record is from RefSeq and is a predicted model, not a curated record. NCBI's taxonomy places the organism in Eukaryota, Fungi, Ascomycota, Leotiomycetes, Helotiales, Ploettnerulaceae. The coding region runs from base 1 to 1131 and encodes 376 amino acids.
AUGUGUGCAUCUAUCAUAUCUGUGGUGCCCUCGUCUUUAAUCCCCGAGAAGCAUCUCCUCUCAAUGCCCUUCCUCCACGCCUCAAGGGACAUGCUUCGGGUCUAUGAAGACUACGAUCUGGAAUUUCCCGAAUCAUCCUCUUUGAUUAUUCGUCAAUGGCACUCGGUUGCGCUCCAGAAUAUAACUGGCAAGACUGGAUCAGCAUGGCAUCGUCACGGCGAAGCCACCCUUCUGGCACGGAGGCUCCAUCUUUACGACGAAGUGGCGUUGAGUGCUAUUCGUAGUCCCAGAAAGUCACAAAUGCUCCGCGCUAGCUUUUGGCAGUUAUAUCUCACAGACGUUGCAGCUGUGGUUACCGGCACCCGGACACCCUUAUUGAGCGAGUCUCUGUUUGAUGGCGAUGGUUUGUCGCUGCUUGAGCGUGGGGAAUAUGAAAAUCCCCUGCUUGACCUCACUAAGAGCUGCAACCAAGGGUCAUUGGAAGACCGGAUCAUUGUCGGCAACCAUUUCAAAAUUCGUCUAUGGGUUUCGUCCGCUCGCAUAAUCCAAGACAUCAAAACAUGUGGCAAGCUUCAGCAGGAUGGUUCCGUCGACCCAAGCAGCACUCCACAAGAAAGUACCGCGCCAAGUCAUUUAGUUGAGGCCCAUCUGGCAUUCAUAGGAUCCUUAGACAACCUUCCGCCAUGGCUGCAGCAUCCCGACAAUUGCCCUGACUCAGAAGAUGAGGCAAUAUGCGCUUAUCAAAGAACCUGUUUUUGGGCGCAGAGAUGUAGCAUAAUAUCAGCAUUCCACUGCCUGAAACUCAUCAUACUACAAUCUUGCGUGGAAUUUAAUAUGCCCUCUAUCAUGGGCUUCAGCGACCAUGCGAUAUCUUUAGCGAUGAAGAAGAUAGAAAUUGCCCACGACUUCCUGCGGGAUCUGCAGGUAGUUCCUUUUCUUUGCUUGAAAGUCCAGGGUGAGCCUGCGGUCCAAAGAAUCAGGCGCGUUGGCACUCUUGUGCUGCAAGUUGGACAGACAGUUGACCAUGAGACCAUUAAGUCACGUUCGAAAGCUUUCCUGACUCGGCUUUUGGACCUACUGGCCAAGCUAGAUUCCAAGGCGUCGGAUAGUAUUAGUUCUCAACUCGUGUAG